AUGAACACUCGCUCCAGGAAAAACAGGCGCUCUAAGACUAUUGAGGAAGAAGAAGUUCAUGAAAUAAUAAAUUCUCAAACUGAAAUUCCUGCUGCUGAAGAACAACAACAACAACAACAUGAACAACAACAACAACAGCAACAAAAUGCAGAUGGUACCAGUAAUGGAGGGUUUCGUGUUAUUCAAGUUCUGGAGAACUAUGGUAUUGCUUCUUCAGAUAUUAAAAGAUUAAUGGAAUCUGGUUUCUACACUGUGGAAUCUGUUGCAUAUGCACCCAAAAAGAAUAUUUUAGCUGUGAAGGGUAUCAGUGAUGGAAAAGCUGAAAAAAUUAUGUCCGAGUGUGCAAAGUUGGUUCCAAUGGGUUUUACAUCUGCCGUUGUUUACCAUGAAGCUCGAAAAGAAAUUAUUAUGAUCACUACAGGAAGUCGAGAAGUAGAUAAAUUACUCGGUGGCGGAAUUGAAACUGGUAGUAUCACAGAGUUAUUUGGAGAGUUUCGUACCGGAAAGACACAGUUGUGCCAUACACUCUGUGUAACUUGCCAAUUGCCCAUUUCACAAGGUGGGGCGGAGGGAAUGGCACUUUAUAUUGAUACCGAAGGUACAUUUCGACCAGAACGACUUGUUGCCGUUGCGGAGCGUUAUAAAUUGGAUCCACAAGAUGUUCUUGCCAAUGUGGCUUGCGCUCGUGCUUUUAAUACAGAUCAUCAACAACAAUUAUUAUUACAGGCAUCUGCUAUGAUGGCUGAAAAUCGUUUUGCCAUUAUUAUUGUGGACUCCGCAACAGCUCUUUACCGUACGGAUUAUAGCGGUCGAAAUGAGCUUGCAGCCAGACAAAUGCACUUGGGGAAAUUUCUUCGCUCACUUCACAAUUUAGCGGAGGAGUACGGUGUGGCUGUGGUCGUCACUAAUCAGGUCGUUGCCAACGUGGAUGGAUCUGCACAGAUGUUCCAAGCAGAUGCAAAGAAGCCAAUUGGCGGUCAUAUCAUGGCACACGCAUCGACCACACGUUUGAGUCUUCGCAAAGGAAGAGGAGAACAACGUAUUAUGAAAGUGUAUGAUUCUCCUUGUCUUGCUGAGGCGGAGGCGAUAUUUGGUAUUUACGAUGAUGGUGUUGGGGAUGCUAGAGAUUAA
Molecule: messenger RNA, 1131 nt
Organism: Trypanosoma theileri
Lineage: Eukaryota; Euglenozoa; Kinetoplastea; Trypanosomatida; Trypanosomatidae
Product: Rad51
Exons: 1
Coding region: 1-1131 (376 amino acids)
Biological process (GO): reciprocal meiotic recombination; chromosome organization involved in meiotic cell cycle; DNA recombinase assembly
Cellular component (GO): condensed nuclear chromosome
Molecular function (GO): DNA strand exchange activity; ATP binding; ATP-dependent DNA damage sensor activity
Source: RefSeq, a predicted model, not a curated record